AGAAAAUGUCAUUUUUGUAGGAUGAUCAAAGGACAACCCAUGAAACCCAAUGAUGAUGGUUGUUUGUGUUUUGCAGCUUCUUAUUUGUUAAGUACAGGAAGAGUUUUUAUGAAAAGAUAUUUAUGGAGGAGAACCAAUCAUGGCUUACUGGAAUGGGGUUGGAGGACACCCUCCUUGUCUAUACGUUCUAGCACAAAUAACUCCCACCCACGUCAUAAGUCUCCUCGUUCCAUAGCAAAGUUUUUGGAAUCGGACUCAGAAAAUAGUAACAACAAACACCUUUUAUGGAAUCCAGAGCGACCAGCAACAAGUCUUCUAAAGUAUGUGCUGAUUACUGCUUUUAUAUUUGUUACUUUCUGUGCGUUGCCUUUCACUCUUCAUGCACUUCCCUUUCUUCUUAUAUGGCCAGUGGCGACAGUGAAAAUGAUAUUCAUUCCUAUUUUUAUUGGUCUAGGUCUUUUUAUGGGAAGCUAUUUCAUCUUGUUCAGUAUUACUGCUUUAACCUUUGUUUCUUUGACCUCUCUUUCUUUUCUGCUUCCACUCAUUGUUCUAUUCUCUUUCGCAGUGUUAUUACAAAGUUCGAAGAGAAAUCAAAACCAAAACCGAGUUUCUAUUCCCAAAGGAAACAUGGUAAGAGACACAAAUAUUGAAAACAGAGAUGAAUGGUUUGAGACUUUACAUCGGAGAACACAAGAUGAACUUGAACUCUUCGACAAUCGUCUUAGACAGAAAACCAAACCUGCAGAACUGAAAUUGUGGACAAUGGAAGAUAUUUUGGAUGAGUUAGUCUCUGCUGAUUUGGAAGAAUAUAUCACAAAAUUCCAAGAGCAUCGAAUUGAUGGAAGAGUCUUGUCACAGCUCACAGAAAAGAAUUUGAAAGAUGAUCUUGGCAUAUACAAACUUGGAGAUAGAAAGAGAUUGAUGACUCUUUUUCGAAUAAGAGAAUAGUUUUGAUUCCUAAGAUGACCUAUUGUUGGUAAUGGGUUUUGUUUUCACAGAGAAUGGGAUGUACCUAGUCUAUUCCACUUUGUAUAUAUUUACUUGAUAUCCAAAAAUGGUAUUCUUUGUGAUUCGAGUGAAAACUAUAAUAGAUACUUGUCAUAUUGUGAUAAAGCAACCUUGACAAAU
Molecule: messenger RNA, 1128 nt
Organism: Galdieria sulphuraria
Lineage: Eukaryota; Rhodophyta; Bangiophyceae; Galdieriales; Galdieriaceae
Exons: 1
Coding region: 22-948 (308 amino acids)
Molecular function (GO): protein binding
Source: RefSeq, a predicted model, not a curated record